Molecule: messenger RNA, 1812 nt
Organism: Alternaria incomplexa
Lineage: Eukaryota; Fungi; Ascomycota; Dothideomycetes; Pleosporales; Pleosporaceae
Exons: 2
Coding region: 1-1812 (603 amino acids)
Source: RefSeq, a predicted model, not a curated record
AUGCGGAAAAAGAAGGCUAAGAUGCCGCCUGUUUACGGAGAAGUGGAAGAUGGGAUGGUGAGCGACGGUGAUGAUGACCCUCAUACCGUGCAUGAUGAAGAAAUAGCUUUGGGUCUACAGCAGGAAAAUGAAAGUGAAGAAGAAGCUAUUGACUGGAACGAGAACGAUGACGAACCCAACGAAGAGGCUCAAAAUGAAGCUUCGUCGUCCUCCAGCGACGAUUCAACUACAACUUAUGUCGCGCGCCAACGACAACGAGCAGAACGCGAGAUACUAGAGAACUGGGCGUGCUCUAGUAUCGAGGACGCUUUUCCUCCAAAGACAUGGCUCAAAGGCCAAAUGGACGUGGAAAAGAAGAAUUUCGACCUUAAAAACCUUGACACAGCAAUACUCCUGCGAUUCCAACAACUAUCGCGCCUAACCGUGGGCGCCAGUGACGAUGUCAAGGAGAAGAUAAGAAAAAAGUGGUAUACCAGGAAUCAUGACAAGGAUAAGCGUGUAGGAGAUACCCCGGUAAUAAAGCAGCAGAACCUACUCGAGGACCUUGAAGACCUGUGUGACGAAGCGGAGGAAGAACAAGCUGAGUUGAAGCGCAAAGCUGAAGAAGACGAAGACAGAGCGCUCAUCAGUGAUGACGACGAAGAGGACGAGAGCGAUGCUUCUUCUGAGUCGAGCAUACCAGCAGCGGGGUUAACGAUACAAACGUUACGCGACAGAUACUCUGCACUAGAACAGGUCUACGAGAACUGGGGUAUCCAAACGCUCGUUGGACGCUUCACAGACGGGCUACACAGAGAAGAUGUCACGGACGACGCGGACCUUGACGCAGGUGUCAUUGAGCGACUUCGUGACUUAUCCGAAAUUACCAAUACCGCAAGACACGGCAGGAGAAUUAGGGAGAGGCUAUGCGAAAGCUUAGAUGGAUUGAGAGAGUACGAUGUUGAGCGGGUCGUGGCCAGGAUAGCACUAGUCGGUCAUUACUACGUCAAUGUUCGAGCUGAGAAAGCAGAAAGACGAGUUAGGGGAGAAACUGUGAGCGAUUCGAGCGAUUCGGAAGAGGAAAAGUCAAGGGAAGCGGAUAAGAGAAAGAGGAAGGGCAAGGGCAAGGGCAAAGUCCCAGCGACCCGGUCAAAAGCCAAUGAAUCUCCAAAGCCAAAAGUCAAGCGUCGGCCAGCACAACAAAAAGCUCAGAAGAAGAACCCAGUAGCCCGAAAUCGGCCAGACGAUUUGGGUGUACCGUCAGAAUCUGGACAGCGUCGUUCGGGGCGGUUGGCGAAACUCCCUCGUGCACACUACGGUCCACCAUCUAGCCCAGGUAAACAAACGAACGCUGCUGUAGCAGCUGAUAACAGAGGAAAGGGUGGACGUAAAGAUAGACCAUCGCUAGUGGUAAAGCUCAAGGUGCGAAGCCUUCGCAGUACAACUCAGAGGAACAGCCAGUCAUCCGUUGCUUCAACAGCAUCGCCUGAUCGGCCAACCCCAGCCGAAGCACACGACCAACAUGUCGCAAAUGCCUCCGAUACAGACAGCGCAGCAUCAUACCGAAGAGCACUUGCUGAGGUACGAACAACGCUUCGCCAAGCUCAAGCCAUGGAAGAACUUGCUCUAGCUCACCUUGUGUCCGCUCGGACUCAACAUGAGAGAGCUGUUAACAGUAGAGCAAAUGCGCGUGCUCACACCGCGCGUGUUCGAGAGGAGCUGCGAUUGAUUGAGGAAGCGAUGGGCGGUGAAGAGAGUCAGGGCGAAGACGCUGAAGACGCGGAGCCAAGGCAGGAGGAGCGCGAAGACGAGGGCCAAGGAGAUGAACAGUGA